CGAGUUCAGUUCAGAGAGAGAGCCAGCAGCCAGAAGAACCCAGAGAUGAUCAGAGGACUUAUUCUCACAGGACUACUGGUCCUGCUUUGGCACCAGAUGGAUGUACAAGCGCACAUGUUGAGCAGACACAGUCCCGCCAGCAACAUGGCCAAGCUGAAGAGCUUGCUGCAGCAGUUUGAGGAGGCCCUGGCCGCAGAAGAGGCUCCUGAGAGAGCCGUCGAUUAUGAGGACAGCAACACAGCGCUGGAGCAGAGCCCGCCCUCCACGUCCUGGGACAGAGACAGAGAGGAAGAAGCAGCUCCGGCGGAGGACACCAACCCCUCGGAUGGGUUUGAUACGCAGAGAAACCGCCUCAUAGAUCUCCUCAUGUCAACCCGGAGCAAAAGCCUGUCUGGCUGUUUCGGGGGACGGCUGGAUCGCAUAGGGUCCUCCAGCACCCUUGGGUGCAACUCUAAAAAAGGUUAGCUAUGAUGACUGAUACAGAUUACAAUAUAUAUUUAUGAUAUAUAAAUUAUUUUACAUGUGGGCAGCUGUCCAUUAACUUUUUAGGUUAAAACUUACAUGUAUUUAAGAGAGGGAAGAACAUCUCAGUAAAUCGAAAUAAAAGUAAAUCUGAGGUCAGGUCCUGUAACUUUUAAUUUAAAAUAUGUGGGGGGGGGAAGCCAUCUGUGAAAAAUAAACAUAUUGGGCCUUAUUUUUAUGGUGUAGUAUAAAUAUGAGCUCAUAAAAACUGCAUGUAUUAUAAUUAUAGUUGACACAGAAAGCAAAUUUGUAGAGUAGAAAACAAAGAUGAAAUUAAAAUGUUACAAAAUGCAUGUUAAACUGAUCUGCGUGGAAAUUUUUGUUCAAGUCUUGAAACAUGGAAACCAACCAGACUGUUACAAAAUUUGUCUAUAUUUUGGAAUGCCUGUUGUGCUUUAUAUUAUCUGAUGGUUAAUAUUUGUUUGAUAUAUAUUUAUUAUGUACAAGUAGUUGAGUGCUAAUAAGUAUGUUUAAAUACAAUAUAUGGCAAAAACCACGAUAAUUAUGUGCAUUCAUAAUGUAUUACUUAUUCUGCAUUCAUUUAUGAGAUUGGUGUGCAAUUCUGCUUUUAAUAAAGAAUAACAGACCCAGAUAAUCUUGUUAUUUGUUUGUGCUGUU
Molecule: messenger RNA, 1140 nt
Organism: Onychostoma macrolepis
Lineage: Eukaryota; Metazoa; Chordata; Actinopteri; Cypriniformes; Cyprinidae
Gene: nppa
Product: natriuretic peptide A
Exons: 2
Coding region: 46-465 (139 amino acids)
Biological process (GO): neuropeptide signaling pathway; negative regulation of systemic arterial blood pressure; receptor guanylyl cyclase signaling pathway
Cellular component (GO): cytoplasm; extracellular region; nucleus
Molecular function (GO): hormone activity; hormone receptor binding
Source: RefSeq, a predicted model, not a curated record